This is a messenger RNA of Triticum aestivum (bread wheat), 582 nucleotides long. RefSeq lists its product as uncharacterized. The record is from RefSeq and is a predicted model, not a curated record. Lineage: Eukaryota; Viridiplantae; Streptophyta; Magnoliopsida; Poales; Poaceae. Bases 130 to 582 code for a protein of 150 amino acids. The transcript has 3 exons.
GCUUUGCUUUGUCUCGUCUCUUAAAGAGCUCCACACCAUAUCCUCUAGGCUCAAAAUUAGUUACUAACACUGCCUCAUCUGCUCAUCUUGUCCACUUGUUCUAGCUAGCUAGCUUGGAGCCUCUGAUUCAUGGACUUCCCGGAAAAGAAGGCUGGAUCCAUGGAUCCGGUGACCGUGGCCAAGAAGACGCCUCGUCCGGUUGAUGUCCGCGCGUGGGCGCUCUUCACCGCCUGCGCCACCGCGUUCUCCCUUGCAGUGGGCUACUCAAUGUCACACGCACACGCACUCGACCACUUCCACGCCCCCUGCUGGCAGUGGCAGUUCUCCUUUCUGCCUUGUGACCACCUGACGGACGCGGACAAAGCCGUGGUGAACGCCGUCUGCCUCGGGAAGUUGUCCUGCAUCCCGGUCGUGGCGGCCGGGCCGGUGCUGGCGCCGCGCCUCCUUUUGCCGCCGACGCUGGGUCCGCCGCGCCUCCUUUGCCGCCGACGCUGGGUCCACCGCGCCCUCGCCUGCCUUGAGCUCGCGCUCACCAUCGUCGGCCACUGCCUGUACGCCACCGCAACCUGCCUCGCUACAUGA